Molecule: messenger RNA, 1797 nt
Organism: Lottia gigantea (owl limpet)
Lineage: Eukaryota; Metazoa; Mollusca; Gastropoda; Lottiidae
Exons: 14
Coding region: 1-1797 (598 amino acids)
Biological process (GO): transmembrane transport
Cellular component (GO): membrane
Molecular function (GO): oxalate transmembrane transporter activity; secondary active sulfate transmembrane transporter activity; bicarbonate transmembrane transporter activity
Source: RefSeq, a predicted model, not a curated record
AUGGAUUUGGGGUGGAAUUUAUCCGACAGGCCACAAACGAAGACAGUUUUGGAGAAAGCGUUUAAAAGGAAGAGAUCGAAACCGAAAUCCAAAGUGAAUCGUGCCUAUUUAAUUAAAAAAUCCCUCCAAAAAGCUCGUGAUUAUUUGCCGUCGUGUGAUUGCUCAUGUUUGUGUUUAAAGGAAUAUAUUAUGAGGAUAUUUCCAUUUAUUAAAAUCAUGCAAGGUUAUAGUUUACUGUAUGAUUUCCCCUGUGAUUUAGUGGCUGGAUUAACUGUGGGCAUCAUGCAUAUUCCUCAAGGAAUGGCCUAUGCUCUGUUGACGCAGCUUCCUCCAGUAUAUGGUCUCUACACUUCGUUUUAUCCUGUUGUUAUUUACUUCUUAUUUGGUACUUCUAGACACGUUUCUGUUGGAACGUUUGCUGUGGUCAGUCUAAUGGUAGGAGCAGUCGUAGAUAAAGCAAAUAUGACGUCAUCACAUCCUGCUUUGAACUCCACGUUCUUAGACGGUAAAAACCACAUAGAGAAACUAGAUGAAAUUAAGGUAGCCUACGCCAUGUCCGUCACUUUCGCCGUGGGAGCUCUUCAGUUGAUCCUAGGAUUUCUGAGAUUAGGUUUCGUGACAACGUUUCUAUCAGAUCCCCUGAUUAGCGGGUUUACUACUGGUGCUGCCGUCCAUGUGUUUUCCAGUCAGAUUAAAUCAGCGUUUGGUAUCACUGUCGGUCGUUACAGUGGUCCUCUUAAACUUAUAUAUGCUUAUAGAGAUUUCUUUGCGAACCUUCAUACAGCUAAUAUGGUAACGAUGACAGCGACUAUUGUGGCUAUUUUAGCUUUGAUUGCUAUAAAAGAAGGUAUUAAUAACAAUAGGUCAUUGAAAAAUAAAUUAAAGAUUCCUGUUCCUAUCGAAUUACUCGUGAUUGUUGGUGCUACAGCGUUAUCAUUUUACCUUCACCUGAAUCGAGAAUUUAACGUAGAGAUAGUAGGAGAGGUGCCACGGGGAUUGCCUCCACUCAAUAUUGAUAAUCUAAAAUAUGUUCCUGAUUUAAUCGGAGAAUCAUUUGCUAUUUGCUUCACGGCGUUUGCUAUUUCAUUUGCAAUGGCUAAAAUACUGGGGGAUAAACACAACUAUGAAGUUGACGCUAACCAGGAAUUGGUAGCGUUUGGUAUUUCUAAUAUGUUCGGUUCCAUGUUCUCGUCAUUCUGUAGCUCGGCCUCGCUAUCUAGAAGUAUGGUACAAGAUAAUGUCGGUGGUAGAACACAGGUAACAAGUCUGGUAUCAAGUUUUUUAGUUAUUAUAGUGUUAGUUUCACUCGGUCCUGUAUUUAAAUAUCUACCCAAUUGUAUCCUAGCUGCUAUUAUUAUCGUCUCUCUGAAAGGUUUAUUUCUUCAAUUUACCGAACUGAAAAGAUUGUGGCGAGUUUCAAAAGUGGAUUUUAGUGUGUGGGUUGUAGUGUUUUUAAGUACAGUAUUACUAGAUGUUGACCUGGGUUUAUUAGUUGGUCUUAUAUUCAAUUUAAUCCCAGUUUUAUUAAGAACACAAACGCCAUAUACCAGCUUAUUAGGAAAUGUAGAAGGAACUGAUGUUUAUGCUGAUAUCAGUCUACAUAGAGAGGCUAAAGAAAUUCCAGGGGUCAAGAUAUUCCGCUUUGAAUCAGCUCUGUACUAUGGAAACGCAGAACAUUUCCGUAAGAAGUUGAUCAAGGAUACGGGAUUGGAACCAAAAGAAUUGAAAAGAAUAAAACAGAUAAAACAUGACGAAGAUAUGGCUAGAAAACACAACGACGUGAGUAAUUAUUUAUAA